CUCAGCUUUACAGUCCACUUCUUAUCAUCGGUUAUUUGUAAAACGACUGUUAAGUUCCUCCGUCGUGGAGGACUGUCACGUGUCAGUACAGGACUAGGGAAAUACGUGUUGCUUUUGAGGCAAAUAUCGACAGAAUACAUACACGUUGCGUCAGUACUCAUCACCGAAAAACUAGACAACUAUGGCCGCGACUACUCCCACGCCAACCUGUAAGGCCAGCGAUGAGUACGUGGCCCCGGCUUCACCUGCUGCCUACGUGAUGUGGCAUAUCGUGAAAAAAGGAUUUCAAGCUGGCAGCGUAAUUGGCGUCGCCGCUGUUCUUCCAGCAAUGGUUCUUUGGAAGAAGGUCCGCGAUCCCACCGCUUUGAUGCGCGCACUUGGAACGAGCGCAGUCACCGGUGCAGCUGCGACAGGCGCCUUGGGGGCUCUCAAGUUCACCACCAUCGACCAGGCCGGUUUCGAGGACCGUGCCUACCGCCUGCACUACAACAAGGGCCAGAACCGCACCGACUGCUUCUCCUUUGCGGGAGCCUUUGUGGGCCUGGCGGCGGCUGCCGUGCUGCUGCCACGUGGCGUCGCCGGUACGACGGCGGGGUUGUACGGCAUGGCUCUCGUGGGCGGCAGCGCGGCGGGCUGCGCGCUGGGCGUGGCGGCGCAUGUGACGGCGCCUGAGGGGUGCGGCAUGAAGUGCCCGCGGAAGUGCCCCAAGAAGGUGAAGCAGCCGGAGGGGGAGCAGGCGAAGGGUGAGAAGGCGUGAGCAGGAGGGGAAUGGGGAGGGAGGUAUAUACGAUGGAGAAGUGGGAGCAGGCAGGAGGAGGGAAGCGGGAAGGUGGGAUGACGUGAUUCAUGAGAACGAGAGGGAGGGGCAUGAAGGAAAGGAAGAGCAGGAGGAGGGUAGAAAGACUUUGGAGUAGAAGGAGAGUGACCGACUUGGAGGCGUGGUAGGGAGCAACGUGAGGCCAUGCUGCAUCAUGGGGGCACCAUGCGACUGCUGAGGUGAGGUGGUGCAAGGAUGCUAAGAAGUCAAACAACGGGAACGAUCGAUGGCCGUCUUUUUGUGUUAGGAAUGAUCCGGGGCUCGCGUGCAUGUUCACGUGUUUUGCAUGACAUUUAUAUGCUGCUUCCUGGCAUACAGUGAUACCGGCGGUAUGACGCAUUGUUGCAAGACGUGACACUUCGUAAGAUGCGGAUGGAUUCAGCUGAGGGCACUGCAUUUGUAGUGAUUGGGCGCAUCGUGAUGUAUGACUGAGCAUAACCUUAGUGUCCUACACCGCACGGCAAUUGGAGGAUAUUGCAAUCAUAUGUACUCGAGCAUCCGUAUUUGGUAGGGAUGUUACCCAUCUGCUGUGCAUGCUAGUG
Astrephomene gubernaculifera is the source of this 1359-nucleotide messenger RNA. Lineage: Eukaryota; Viridiplantae; Chlorophyta; Chlorophyceae; Chlamydomonadales; Astrephomenaceae. The record is from the annotation of a GenBank genome assembly.